CAUCGAUUGGGUUCUUCAUUACACGUGGGCCCGUUUUUUGUUCGCUCAACCAAUUAUACCAGCUCCCUCUAUUCCCUUCUCCUUAUCAACAUCAUUUACUAUUUUCAUAAAUUUGGAUCUCUUGUUUCGCAAUUACAUGAAACGUAAUACUAAAUUCAGCUUAGUUUACCACCAUUUUGGUGAACACACUAAUUAAGGAAGAAUCAAUCACUUGAAAACAGAGAAGACGAAUGUACACGCAUGUAUAAAUUACAUAUAAAAUUACAACAAAAACAAAAUAGUACUAAUAACUUAAUACUAAACGAAAAAAACAUCCCCUCCACUUACACAUGAUCACACCUAUACAUAUACCAUCAAACUUGCUCUCGUUCUCUUCUCACUUACACGAUCACAAAGAAGAAAAAUGAGAACUAUUAUGGAUUUAGGAAAACAAAAAAGUCAUCUACAAAUCAUUGAUUCUCCGACGAACGUUGACUGUGCCCGUGAAGUCGGACUCCGAAGAACGCUCCGUUCACUCAUCGAGUGGGUAAUCCCAUAUUGUUGCACGUACCAACCUCCUCCUUCCGACCAAAACGACACCGUCUCUGUCUCUUCAUUCACUUCUUCCUCCGACCAAUCUGGCGUCGUCGUAACCGGCACUUUCUUUGGUCACCGCCGUGGCCAUGUCAGCUUCUGCCUCCAAGAAGAUACUCGUCCCUCCUCUCCGCCUCUUCUCCUCCUCGAGCUAGCCGUUCCCACGGCGGCUCUCGCUCGGGAGAUGGAAGAGGGCUUUCUCCGCAUAGCUCUCCGGAGCAAAAGCAACCGCCGGUCUAGUAUCUUUAACGUUCCGGUUUGGUCUAUGUACUGCAACGGCAAGAAAGUUGGAUUUGCGGUGAGGAGAGAAACGACUGAAAACGACGUCGGAUUUCUCAGGCUGAUGCAGUCUGUUUCCGUUGGCGCAGGGGUGAUUCCGAACGGCGAGACGUUGUAUUUGAGGGCAAAGUUCGAGCGAGUCACCGGAUCGAGUGACUUGGAAUCGUUUCACAUGGUAAACCAAGGGGGUGGUUAUGGACAGGAGCUUAGCAUUUUUCUUUCAAGAUCGUGAAGUAAUUAGGGAAAAUCUAGUUAUGAUCGAUGUUAUUUUUAAUGUUCGUUUUUGUGUAUGUUACUAGUUACGACUUACGAAAUCGUUUUUACGAACAUUAUAAAUAUAAAUCAAUUCAUGUGGUAUAUGGGA
Arabidopsis lyrata subsp. lyrata is the source of this 1216-nucleotide messenger RNA. Its product is annotated as protein MIZU-KUSSEI 1. Gene Ontology annotation, biological process: hydrotropism. Bases 404 to 1084 code for a protein of 226 amino acids. The transcript has a single exon. NCBI's taxonomy places the organism in Eukaryota, Viridiplantae, Streptophyta, Magnoliopsida, Brassicales, Brassicaceae. The record is from RefSeq and is a predicted model, not a curated record.